AUGGCGCUGCGGACCUUCGUACGCGCGUCGCCCGCCGGUGGCUAUCCGGUGUCGUCGCGGCUGUGCGCCACUCGCGGGCUUUGCGCUGCGGUAUCUCACCGACGAGGAGGAGGACGCAGCUGUAAAACAGGCGCGAGUCAACCGAAGGAUGCGCGGACGGCGCAGCCGUUGCGCCCUUCUGAGCCUCUGGAGAACAAAACGCGAUACGUCACGAACACCUUCUCCUGCGCAGCAGCGGAAGACGAAUCUGACUUCUCCUCCAGUUUGGAUUCGCGGUCCUUUUAUCCACGAGCUUGGCUGGGAGGGCCUCAAACGGAGCCCGUCCGAGUGAUUCCCACGGCUGCUGCUCCUCGUGCUCCCUCUGCGUCUGUCCAUUCUUCUGUCUCUGCUUCAAUCUUGAGUCUUGUAGAUAACCCAUCACUGACCGAGGCGCCGGACCUUUCCCACACUGCCCUUCCGUUGAGAUACCCGACUCCAUGGCGCACUCACCAGCCUCCUCAUGCCGCGCAGCAUGGUACUUCUGCAGGGGAACAGCCUUCGCCGAACGACGCUACCUCGAGAGUAGACGCCUACGAAGAAAUCCCCACAACAGACUCGGGUGUCUCUUCACAGGCAAUGUCCACGUUUCCGACGGCUGCUUCCGAUGGACCCAGCGGGAGGCCGCCUUCCGCGGACACCGCUGGACAGGGACUUGCCGCAGCUUCCGCGAAUGCGUUGAAAGGACGAGGGGUAUAUUCUGCGUCUGAGGACAGGACGUGCGCUGCAGGGAAGCAGCCGGAAGGACGCUUCGCGUCUUUGGCGGCAGAGGAACUCUCUGACGAAUACAGGGAAGAGGAACACUUUCCUGUCACAGCCGUCAGUCAGACUGAGAGUUUGCAGGUGCGGCGGGACGGCGCACCUCUGUAUGCGGAGCUGUACGCACAGCGGCUGGCUGUGACGCCGCUGACGAGCUCUGAAGAAAACGCUGUUCUUAAAGCGUGGACAGAGCUAUUCGAAGAGAAAGCUCUUUGCGCGCAUCUUCAGAAGGUUUGGGGAAUUCCCCUGUUCUUCCUCCGGCAUCCGGCGCUUCAGCGCGAAGCGCUUUCGUACCUCAAGACAGAGCUCGAGAGCCUCGCUUCACGAGACCCCAAUUCGGAGCCGUCUGCUGGAGACCGGAGGAACGACAACGAGUUCACGCUGGACACAGGAGCUGCAGAGACAGCCGCGCGCGAGCCGGAGACAGCCCGCCCUCCCCUUCGCAGGCAGCAGUCGUUCUACUUUGAACAUGAGGAUGCAAUCCCUGGUUUACACGCGGCCAACGCUCGGAGGGGCGGGCGCCCGCCGAUGAUGAUCGCUGCGGAAGACUGUCUGACGGAUUCUUGCAGCGGCGAAGAUGAGCCACACAGCCUUCGUGAUCGCCAGCUCCGCUUUCUUCUUCAGCAACUCCGUCUCGUAGCGUCCGGCGGAGUGCCUGCGCUCGAAACAACUCCCAGGACCACAGUGGCCGAGCGGUGUGGCACCCCCAACACUCAGCGGCCUUCCGACGGUCACACGCUCUCGGACCGGCCGGGGGUGUGCGGAGAAACGUACAAACUGGUGCGUGCGAAGGGAAGGAAAAAGCGAACCCGAUUCUUUUAG
This is a messenger RNA of Besnoitia besnoiti, 1617 nucleotides long. RefSeq lists its product as uncharacterized. The transcript has a single exon. The record is from RefSeq and is a predicted model, not a curated record. Lineage: Eukaryota; Apicomplexa; Conoidasida; Eucoccidiorida; Sarcocystidae. Bases 1 to 1617 code for a protein of 538 amino acids.